Cladophialophora psammophila CBS 110553 is the source of this 525-nucleotide messenger RNA. RefSeq lists its product as uncharacterized. The transcript is spliced from 2 exons. The coding region runs from base 1 to 525 and encodes 174 amino acids. The record is from RefSeq and is a predicted model, not a curated record. NCBI's taxonomy places the organism in Eukaryota, Fungi, Ascomycota, Eurotiomycetes, Chaetothyriales, Herpotrichiellaceae.
AUGUUCGAGAAGGUGACGAAACCCAGCGAGACCGUCGUUCGGAACGUCUCCAGAUUCCUUUAUCAGGCUGAAGCCUUAUUUGGCGGUAUCAUCCUUGGUAUCGUCAGCUGGUACCUCUCCCACUGGCAGGACACCGAAAGGUAUCCUGGCGCACGGCUGUGCUUCACUGAAAUCUUUGCUGGCUUUGCCAUCAUCUACGGAAGCAUCCUUAUCUGGACCUACAACUGGUUCCCCUAUCUCUUUGCGGUGAUCAAUUUCAUCUUCAGCCUGGCAUUCUUCUCUGCCUUUGGCGCUCUGAUUGAAUGGGACUGUGACAAAAACUGGGUCGGAUGGAAAGCGAACAUUGGCGGGUCAUACAAGGCUUGUUGGAAGGCCACCGAGGCUUUCACCUUCAUCGCCGCCUUCUUCUUCCUUGUCAGCACCGUCUUUGCCUGUAUGACCACAUCCGCCACGACCGAGCACCACAUGCCCAUGUAUCACAGGAAAGCCAGCGGAACCAGCAGCACCCCUGAGACCCAAGUCUAA